AUGAAUAUAGAUAAUGUAUAUAUUUAUGGACAUCUGCAGUUCCUAUUCUAACAAUAAUAAUAAUAUACAGUAUAAAAAACUAAUAUUAAAAAAGGAAACGAUCUUUAUAAAUAUUAUUCAUAACAAGUACAUUUGGCUAUACGUUUGCAUGUGGAUAUUAUCAACUUAAUGUAAAUAUCUAAAGUUUACAAAAUAAUUACAAAAUAAUCGAAUAUAUAUUAUUUAUAUUAUUAUUUUAAUGCAUAGUGGAUUAAUUAAACAAAUAUUUUGAAUUCUGGUUCAGAAAUAUAAUAUUAAUAUUGA
This is a messenger RNA of Ichthyophthirius multifiliis, 303 nucleotides long. RefSeq lists its product as hypothetical. The record is from RefSeq and is a predicted model, not a curated record. NCBI's taxonomy places the organism in Eukaryota, Ciliophora, Oligohymenophorea, Hymenostomatida. The transcript has a single exon.